Messenger RNA from Penicillium alfredii, 525 nucleotides. RefSeq lists its product as uncharacterized. The record is from RefSeq and is a predicted model, not a curated record. Lineage: Eukaryota; Fungi; Ascomycota; Eurotiomycetes; Eurotiales; Aspergillaceae. Bases 1 to 525 code for a protein of 174 amino acids. The transcript has 2 exons.
AUGAGACUACUUCCAUUGCUUUGUCUUUUUACGGCUACCGCGUGGACUGCGCAGCCAGAGCGACGAGAGACCACUGCUCCGGGCUUCAAUCUCGCAUCCAUCUCUGGUGCACUACAAAACCUCACGGCCACUGAAACGGCCACGGCCAAUUUCCACAACAUCUCGCCGCCGCCGCGCUCGCUGAUCCCUGAGAUCCUCGCCGUGGUGCCAGUCUCAGUCCUCUGGGAGCUGAUCAACCCACAGCAACGCAGCUCGCUGGCCAGCCAGUUCAAGGCCGGGAGCACGCCAGCUUGGUAUCAAAGCCUGCCGGCCGAUGUCAAAAGCUACAUGUCGGUGGUGCGAUCCCAGGUCUCAGCCGGGGCGCUGACAGCUAGCGAGACCAGUACGGCCACCAGCGCAGCGACCACGUCUCAGUCUGGGGCGCCGACGACGACAUCGUCGCAGGGGAUGGCGGCACAACCGACGGGUCUCACGGCGUCGGUGAUCGGGGCAUUAGGCGUGCUAGGGUUGGCUCUGGCAUUGUGA